Eupeodes corollae is the source of this 3638-nucleotide messenger RNA. RefSeq names its product glutaredoxin domain-containing cysteine-rich protein CG31559-like. NCBI's taxonomy places the organism in Eukaryota, Metazoa, Arthropoda, Insecta, Diptera, Syrphidae. The transcript is spliced from 4 exons. The record is from RefSeq and is a predicted model, not a curated record. Bases 1117 to 3522 code for a protein of 801 amino acids. Gene Ontology annotation, biological process: sensory perception of sound.
GAAUGUUUAGUCUUUAGUUACCUUCGCGAUACUGUUAAGAGCUGUAUGUACACCGCAAUGCGCUAAGCAACUCAAACCGUUAGUCGCGCAAAUAAAGUACCUACAUACCUAUCAACCUGUUCGUUUUAUAGCAAAGGAGAGUAAGAUACAAGUUCUGUUUCUUUUUAAAACCAUCUACAAACUUGUAGAUACUUUUUAUUUUCUUCUUGAUGUGAAUACUUAGUUAUGCAUGCAUCAGUGUGUCGUCCGCCUAAAGAACUGAAUUAAUACUCGUUUGAUUCAAAAACUUGAUUCUAGUUAUGCACAAGUGUCGUGAGUUCUGAGCUUAACGAAUCAGAGCUAGCUCCGUUCGUAUACAUAAAUAUAAUAAAAAAAAAGAAGUUAAAGAAGAACAUCACGGUGAUACUUCUUCUCAUAAAGGCUUAUCCCGUUUUAAAAGCCGGUAUCCUUAUAAAGUGUAGUGAAUGGAUGAACUUGACAAAACUGGGCCAAUCCACACGAGAGACCGAAAGAGAGAGAAAGAGACGUACCACCACCCAACUCAAAAUCAAAAUCAGAUAAAAACCGCAUUUUUUCUGUAAACUAUACAAAUCACAUCUUGAAGAUACUCUAUGCAUGCUUGAAUUUCCUCAUUUCAUAACAACAUACGAGUAUCAUAUAACGGAAAAGGCAAGACGCAUCUUUGGCCAAAGUUCGUAGAGAAUUUUACGAUACUCAAACUCUCGCAAAACAAACAGGAAAUCUUUGAUUGAAAUUUGUAUCUCGAAUGAUACUCCAGAGUGUAUUUAAUCCAAAUAUAGAAAAGAUAUUUUUAUUUUUUUUUUUCAAAAGAAAACUUAAGAUACUGUGAAAUCAAACAAUCUAUGUGCAUACAUUGAAAGUAUUUUUAUUAUAUUUUUUUAAAUUCAUUCACCUGAUUUUGUUUUGAAAAUCUUUAUUUUCUUUUUGCGUUUUUAUACAUACUCGUACCUACCUACAUUUUUAUGCCAAAGAUAAAAUGGAAUUGUUAUAGGCUUUUUGCAAUAAAGUGUAUUCAAAGUGCGAAUCAAAUCAAUCCAUUUUAUAGAUAGUUUUGUAUCUUUUACACCACUUUUUCGUUCAUCUAUCAAUACAAUAAUGCCAUCGACAACAACAACAACUUGCAUCGAUAUAAACGGUGGAGUAGCUCUACUUACAACCAACUCCAAAGAUAUCCCAAAAGAAAACCUCAAGAGAUACCACAUAAGUGAAAUGCCUUCUUCGCAGACCAUUUCUUUUACAAACACAACAAUGAGUGACUUGAAACCAGCACCAUCACCAUCAACAUCACCAUCGCUAGCACUACCAUCAUCAACGGAGGAAAGCCCCACUUCUUUGGUGCUAAUGCAAGUUAAGAAAGACAACUUUAAAGAAGAAGGAGAAGAAAAUUUCGAUCGGCCAUCUUCACAGAUAGGAGAAGAAGAUCGUAAAAUUCGCGGGACGGAAUUGGGAAUCGUAGUUGAAGAUGAUAAUGAUGUUAAUUUGGCGACAACGAAGAAGUCCAAGACGACGAAGACGAAGACAGAAUUUACAACGAAGACGAUGAAAGUGGAGCCAACGAUCAUUAGCGUUGGUAAAGGUAAAAAAACAAAUAUAGUCAACGAAGAUGACGGUAUAGACGUGGAUGAAAAUAGUAUUAGUUGUAUCUUACCAUCUCCAUGCACCACUACCGAUUUUUCUGCUAACGCUGCUGCUACCAAUGUUUCCCCAGUUUCACAAAUCGAGAUUAUUAACCAUAGUCAAGAACUAGUAACAGAUUGUGCAAGUGCAGUGACCGAAUCAGUUUCAUCCACGGAAAAAGACUUUCAUGUUGUUAAAAUAAAAGUUUCGCCGGAAUCGGAAAUACAAAAGAUUGAAUCUGCCGUAAAUAAUAACAAAAUCGAUCAUAAUCCAAGUGUGGUGAAAAAUAAAGUGACGGUUGUGAAUUUGAGUUUGACAGAAACGGAUAGUGGUGAAAAUAAUAAUCAAAAACAGCUGCUAAAGCUUAAUAUCGAUAAGGAUAUCAGUGAAAAUAAAGGAUCAUCAGAUAGCACUAUGGUCCAGAAGUCUAAUAACAGUGGUGCCUCAGUUACCGACUUGAAUGUCAGCAAUCCGACUUAUUUAUACUAUAUGAUGAGUAGUGGUCAAUUUUCACCAAGUGACACUCUAGAUAGUGGCACUUGCAGUGACAUGGACAAUGGCAGCAGCACUACAAAUUCCACUACACCACCGCCACUGCCGAAAAAGUCAGCUCCAAAACUUGAGAUGCACUUGAAGACCACUAAGAUCCUAAUGAAGGAUAACAAUCAUCGUCCGAGAAGUGUUUUGCAUGAACAUCAGAGAGCUGGUUCCCUGACGGAUAGUGAGGAAAGUGAAUCGAGUUUGAGUUGUGAGUCGUUGAGUUUGUCCGAAGGACUUCCAUCGAAGUUAUCCUUCCUUCCGGAUUCACUACUUCGAGACAUUCGUGAUCGAAAGGUUUCUAAAAUGCCAUCGUCGCUAAAGUCGUCAUCGUUGUUGUCUUCGUCAUCGUUGCUCCCAUCAUCGAAUGGUGGAGGAGGUUAUUCGACAAAAAUAGAUUUCAAAUAUGCCGCCGUUGAUUUGAAUAAUGAUAACAAUAAUGAUAAAUUAUUAAAUGAACGCAAUACAAACAACAAUAAUAAUAAUAUUAAUAAUAAUAAUAUCAAAUUCGAUACUAACGGAAGCUAUCGCAAAGAUAACAAUAAGAGUUGUGUAAUAAUUAAAGAAGGUUCGUAUUCAUCGUCGUCGUCUUCGUCGUCGUCGUCGGUUGGUUCAAUGGAAUCGCGUAAAUUCGAAAACGAUAAAUAUUAUACAUUCCAUGUGAAUGAACAUGAUUUCGGUGGUAGUCUAGUCGACGAGAGUGAUGAACCAAAAAGUUUAAGUGAUGAUGCCUUUGCUGGUUAUAAGGAUAUUCGCAGCCCAUCGUCAGCCACAUCGACAAUACGGAGCUCCAAGGGAACUGUACGUGGAGUAAAGAAUCGUGUUCGAAAUGGGAUUGCUACUUUCUUGCAAUUGCAACAUUCAAAUGUUAAGAACUACAAAGAAAAAGAUCUCGGCAAAGUGGUUCUCUACACAACAAGCAUGGGAAUCAUACGCGAAACCUAUGCGAAAUGUUCCAAUAUGAAACAAAUCUUACGAACACUUCUGGUUAAAUUCGAGGAACGUGAUGUCUUCAUGAGUACAGAAUAUCAACAGGAAAUUAAAGAACGGAUGCAAUCACAUGAAAUUAAAGUACCUCAGCUUUUUGUCGAGGGUCAGCAUAUUGGGGAUGCAGAUCACGUCGAACGUUUAAAUGAAUCCGGAGAACUACGCCAGCUUUUGAAACCCUACAAGUCAAUUUCAUCAACAUACACAUGUCAAACCUGCGGUGGCUAUCGUCUCCUGCCUUGUCCAUCUUGCAAUGGUUCCAAGAAAUCUGUUCAUCGAAAUCAUUUUACAGCUGAAUUUGUUGCACUUAAAUGCAUGAAUUGUGACGAAGUUGGAUUGGUUAAAUGUCACAACUGCUAAUAUUUAUAAGUUUAUACAGAUAUUCAAAUAUAAAUAUAACUAUUAAAUAGCAAUAUCAUUAUUUAUUACAAACAAACAAAAAAAACUAGGAAAACGUUUAACUAUACUAAUUUAUA